Dendrobium catenatum is the source of this 3681-nucleotide messenger RNA. RefSeq lists its product as uncharacterized. The record is from RefSeq and is a predicted model, not a curated record. Lineage: Eukaryota; Viridiplantae; Streptophyta; Magnoliopsida; Asparagales; Orchidaceae. Bases 1 to 3681 code for a protein of 1226 amino acids. The transcript is spliced from 4 exons.
AUGGAUGGAUAUGCUGAUUAUCCAAAUAGUUUGGUGGAUGAAAUGGUUGAUUUUGUAGUGGUGAUGCACGCCGGCGGCGAGGUCACCGUUGUUUGCGCCGGCGAGGCUGCCGAGAUGCUCCGUUUCCCCUUCCGCUGUAACCCAACACUUCUUCGAUCUUCGGGCAUGUUCCAGUUGGUCUCUCCGGCAGCUGUUCCAAUCGUCGAUCCACUUGCAUCAGCUUAUUUGGUAUCAGAGCCAAGCGAUUGGAAGGUAGGCAUGACGGAGCGCGGCAAGGAACCAACCUCCGACGUGGUCGUGAGCUUAGAAAGUGUUUGGGCAAACCAAAACACUCUCCGGAAUCAGCUGGAGACAUUGUCCGCUGAUGUCCAGAGAUUGCAUAUUGAGAUUCGCCGCGAGUUCAAUCUCAAUCGGGCGAGACCGCAGCUGCAUCCCCCACACCGGAAUGACUUUCCGGCCCCGCACACUAUGCCGCGGAGGGGUAUCAAUCCAGGAAGGCAACCCAGGACAAUGCCUACAUUUCACCAGGAAAUGUCAGAUUCAGAGGAAGAGACAAUAAUGAAUCCGGUAAUGGAUUUUGUAGAAUCAGAUGAAGAAGAUGGUACUCUCCGCAUCCCGCCUGAAAAUCGUCAAUACCGUCGUCCAGCAAUGCCGCCUUCGAGACCGGGCGAAUUUAAGAUUAAAGUAGACGUUCCCUACUUUGAUGGCCACCUACACAUUGAAGACUAUCUUGACUGGGAGAAAGCAGUCGAAAACUUCUUCGAUUACAUGGAUAUUGAACCUGAUCGACAGGUGAAAUACGUAGCAUGUCGUUUACGUGGUGGUGCUAGUGCUUGGUGGGAUCAGAUCAGCCAAAUCCGUCUACGUGAAGGCCGGACUCGGGUUCGCAGUUGGAACCGGAUGAAACAGUUGCUCCGAGCUCAAUUCUUACCGACAGAUUUUGAACAAAUCAUGUACAUUUGGUAUCAACAUUGUGUGCAGGGUAGUCGAUCAGUUAGUGAGUACACAGAGGAAUUCAACCGACUGAGCGCCCGAAACAACUUAAAUGAAUCCAAUAAUCAGUUGGUCGCCCGAUACAUUGGUGGUCUUAAAGACAGCAUCCAAGACAAACUAGAGCUUAAUACCGUUUGGUCGUUGGCACAAGCCAUCAAUUUCGCAUUCAAGGUGGAAAUGCAACAGAGCAGGCUAUCUAAAACACCUUCCACUCGUCGGCAAUGGCAAGAUUCAGCGGCUGGAUCUAGUAAAUUCUCCCCACAAACUGUGCGCAGCCCCCAGCCGCCCCUACUACCCACACCAACGACAACUACUGUCAAUCCAGGAGGUGAUCCGAAACUACCACUCAAAGCCCGACCUGCAGGUUCCGAAGAAGGGGAAUUAUGUGAGGCCGAAAUCACAGGAGAACAAGAAAUUGAGGAUGUGGAAGCUGAUGACGGCGAACCCUUGAUAUGCAUUUUGGAAAAACUUUUAUUGGCACCCCGACAGAGCUCGCCGUCUCAACGUCAUGCUCUUUUCCGAACAAGAUGCACCGUUAACGGUAAAGUUUGCGACCUGCUAAUUGACAGUGGGUGUACUGAGAACAUCAUAUCGCGGUCGGUCGUUCAAAGUCUACAGCUGAAGACAACCAAAAGUGCAAGUCCUUACAAAAUAACUUGGGUUAAAAGGGGCAUUGACAUUGCAGUCACAGAAUCCUGCAGAGUGACCUUCUCCAUUGGAAAGCAAUAUGUCUGUGAAAUAGUUUGCGAUGUCCUGGAUAUGGACGUCUGUCACAUUAUUUUGGGGAGACCUUGGCAGUUCGAUGCGGGUGCCAUUUACGACUGCCGAGCCAAUGUUUACACGUUGGAGUGGAAGGGACGACGGCUCCGUCUGCUUCCCCAUUGUGAUGCUCACGUCAAAGUUCAACCUCCUAAACAAGCAGCUAUGCAUCUAGUCACGGGUCGCAAUUUGGUCCGCUGCUGGCAAGAACAUUCACCCAUGUUCGCCCUCUUACUGGCCGAGUCCAAUGCCGCUCCACAACAGCAAUGUCCCAACAAUGAUAUCAACCAAUUGCUGCAGCAAUACCGUGAACUCACACCGGAUGAACUACCAGCUGAAUUGCCUCCAUUACGGGAUAUACAACACUGUAUAGACUUGACUUUGGGCGCCAGCUUACCGAACUUGCCACAUUACCGUCUGAACCCCAAGGAGCAACAAAUACUGCAAGGAUUGAUUGAUGACCUGCUCGAAAAACAGUCUAUCCAGCCGAGUAUGAGUCCUUGUGCCGUCCCGGCUCUACUCGUUCCGAAGAAGGAUGGAAGCUGGCGGAUGUGCGUUGACAGUCGAGCAAUUAAUAAGAUCACGGUCAAGUACAGGUUUCCGGUGCCUCGCAUUGACGAACUAUUAGAUCAGCUAUCGGGAUCGUCCAUUUUCUCUAAAUUGGACCUUCGGAGCGGCUACCACCAAAUCCGCAUUCGUCCCGGUGACGAAUGGAAAACGGCAUUCAAGACGCCGCAGGGACUCUUCGAAUGGAAAGUCAUGCCCUUCGGGCUGUGCAAUGCGCCGUCUACCUUCAUGAGAAUGAUGAAUGAGCUUCUAAAGCCAUUUAUGGGGAAAUUCUGCAUAGUAUAUUUCGAUGAUAUACUAGUUUAUAGCACAAAUUGGCAAGAUCAUUUGACCCACUUGGUAGCUUUGUUUGAUGUGCUGAAACAGCAACGGUUGUUCAUCAACCUACCCAAGUGUGAGCUGGGUGUUUCCCAAGUUUACUUCUUAGGCUUCAUUGUAUCGGCAGAUGGGGUAUGCAUGGACCCAAAAAAGAUUGAAGCCAUUAUUGAUUGGCCAACACCACGAACCUUUACAGAAAUCAGGAGCUUCCACGGCUUAGCCAACUUUUACCGAAAGUUUAUCAAAGACUUUAGUCUUAUAAUGGCACCCAUUACGGACUCCCUCAAGUCCAAGACGUUUGAUUGGGCCGAGCCUCAACAGCAAGCAUUUGAGCAGGUUAAAGCUGCCAUCAGUUCGGCUCCAGUCCUCGCACUCCCCGACUUUGACAAGCCGUUUACAGUUGAUACAGAUGCCUCCGCUAUUGGUGUUGGCGCCGUUCUUUCUCAGUCCGACAAGCCCGUUGCGUUUUUUAGUGAGAAAUUGUCCGCCUCAAGACAGAAGUGGGCUGCUUAUGAACAGGAACUUUAUGCCAUUGUGAGAGCACUCAAACAAUGGGAGCAAUAUCUACUUCAUCAAGAUUUCAUACUCUGCAGUGACAACAAGGCUCUCUCGUACAUUAACAGCCAAAAGAACAUUAAUAGGAUGCAUGCGCGUUGGAUAAUGUUCUUACAGCGUUUUUCUUUUACAAUUAGACACAAACCUGGCGUUAAUAACCGGGUGGCCGAUGCUUUGAGCCGGAAGAGAAGCUUAUUGAUCCAAUUGCAAACACAAAUUACCGGUUUUGACUGUCUACGAGACCUAUACGCGGAUGAUCCAGAAUUUUGUAACAUUUGGAAACAAUGUCAAUUAGCGCAACCGCCCGAAGACUACUCUAUCCGCCAUGGCUAUUUGUUCAAAAAGAACUUACUAUGCAUACCAGUAUCCUCAUGGCGGCUGCAGCUGAUCCGUGAAGCACACAGUGGGGCACUCGCAGCUCACGCAGGACGUGAUAAUACCCUCCGGCAGUUACAGGUUCGUUUUUUUUUGGCCACGUUUGAGACGUGA